Molecule: messenger RNA, 867 nt
Organism: Morus notabilis
Lineage: Eukaryota; Viridiplantae; Streptophyta; Magnoliopsida; Rosales; Moraceae
Product: KH domain-containing protein At3g08620
Exons: 3
Coding region: 400-867 (155 amino acids)
Source: RefSeq, a predicted model, not a curated record
CUCACGGCGACAAACAAAACAAGAGUCUCCCUUUUCUUCUUCUUCUUCUUACCUCUCCUCUUUCUCUCUGCUUCUCUCUUCAGUCUUCCUCUUCUUUGUGUAAUAAGAGUUUCCUAAUUCCAAUCUUAUGUUUUUGACACAAAGGCUGAAACGGCAGAGGCCUUCUUUUUCUUCUUUCUCAUAUUUAGAACCCCACAAUUACUAUUUGCACCACAAGAGAGAAAAAGAGGAAGAAUCAAGAGGCUUCCUUUUUUCGUUAUUUGGGUUUGCCCAAUUCAGAGCAGGCCUUUUUCAGCUCCUUUUUCACUCAAAUAUUGUGAUUCCUUUGUUGGGUUUUUGUUUUUUGUUUUUUUUUUGGUCUGAUAAUAUAAUAUUGUUGGAGAGUUUUGGGAAUCAAUAAUGUCGGGUUUGUACACUCAGAAUUUCUCAUCAGCGACGGCAACAGCAACAGCGAGAGCUCUUUCUCCUCAUAUAAGAACCCCACCUGAUGUCGAAAGUCAGUACUUGACAGAGCUGUUAACAGAGCGCCAGAAGCUUGGUCCCUUUGUACAAGUUCUCCCCAUAUGUAACCGACUACUUAAUCAAGAGAUAUUUAGGGUUUCUGGAAUGAUCUCCAAUCAAGGGCUUAAUGACUAUGACAGACUACAACGUGGAAGUCCUAGUCCAGUUUCUUCCGACAUAAUGCCAAAUUAUAGAGGAACAGGCCUUGGUAGCUGGCAUGGGCUACCUCACGAUGUAAGUAUCAGGAACUUUGUUACUUCUGGCAUCGCUAUUUUGUUUCUCAAAGUGUUCCAGUUCUUACGUCCUCUCACUUACCUGACAAUUGUACAGGAGCUUAUUUUCAUAUCAUUUCUACCAAAUUCAUGA